Messenger RNA from Rhizophagus irregularis DAOM 181602=DAOM 197198, 2738 nucleotides. RefSeq lists its product as uncharacterized. NCBI's taxonomy places the organism in Eukaryota, Fungi, Glomeromycota, Glomeromycetes, Glomerales, Glomeraceae. The record is from RefSeq and is a predicted model, not a curated record. Gene Ontology annotation, molecular function: homoaconitate hydratase activity; 4 iron, 4 sulfur cluster binding. Gene Ontology annotation, biological process: L-lysine biosynthetic process.
CGAUUCGUGAUUAUGGAGAGACCAAAAAAUCAACUAUGAACAGGUUUUCCUGAUCAAUAAGUUAUAAAUAGCCCAGUUCAAUUCCGGUAUGCAUCCCUGUUGGUGAACACAAAAAAUCAAAAAAAUCAGACAAAUCUAAACUGUUGAGUACGCGUGAGCACGAGCCAGAUUUGGGGAAAAAAAUAGUAUGCCGAUCAAAGAAAUUGAAACAACGAUGCUUAAAAAACGUGUCAGUACCUAAAACGAUUCUAAAAAAUAAUUUUCUCUUUCUCCCUCUUAAAAAAGUUUGUCGUUAUGCCUUCUCUAUUAACCCGUUCAAUUUUGUUUAAACCAACGCGAAAGUUUUUAAUUUCUACAAAAUAUAAGGGUUUUUACCAGUAUCGUUUUUUUGCAACGGAAGCCAAUGAUCAAAAUCUUAUAGAAAAAAUUGUACAAAAGUACGCGUUAAAUUUAUCACCAGGUUCAAAUGUUAAAAGUGGAGAUUUUGUAACUAUUCAACCUGAGCAUGUAAUGACUCAUGAUAAUACUGCUGCUGUAAUGACAAAGUUUAAAAGUAUAGGUGCGCAAAAAUUUAAAUAUCCUAGUCAAGCAGUAUUUACUUUAGAUCAUGAUGUACAAAAUAAAUCCGAGAAAAAUUUAGCAAAAUAUAGUUCAAUUGAAAGAUUGGCAAACCUCCACAACGUAGACUUUUACCCUGCAGGAAGGGGAAUUGGACAUCAAAUUCUCAUUGAAGAAGGUUAUGCCUUCCCAUAUACUUUAACUGUAGCAUCUGAUUCACAUUCUAAUAUGUAUGGUGGAAUUGGAUGUUUGGGAACACCGAUCGUUCGAACUGAUGCCGCGGCAAUAUGGGCAACUGGAAAAACUUGGUGGCAAAUUCCCCCUGUUGUAAAAGUAGAACUCAAAGGCAAAUUGCCUGAUGGAGUAACGGGAAAAGAUGUUAUAAUAAGUUUGUGUGGAAUGUUUAAUAAUGAUGAAGUUUUAAAUUGUGCUAUAGAGUUUGCAGGUGAAGGAAUUCGUGGACUUAGUUUGUCAGAACGAUUAGCUAUUGCUAACAUGACAACGGAAUGGGGCGCAUUAGCUGGUGUCUUUCCGGUUGAUGAAACUACUAUUAUGUGGCUUCGUAACAGAGUUGAAAAAUUAGAGCUUACGAGAUUUGAAAAUAAAAAUUUAAAACCUAUAUCAGCAGGACAGCCAUUCAAACAUCCUAGAAUUAAUAAUGAAAGGAUUGAUAAGAUUGAAAAGAAUCCUUUACGCGCUUCGUCUAAUGCUUACUAUUGUAAAUAUUUAUCAUUGGAUCUUUCGACACUUUCUCCAUGUGUCUCUGGUCCUAACUCUGUUAAAGUUUCAACGCCUCUUGUUGAACUUGAAAAACAAGAUAUUAAAAUUCAAAAAGCAUACCUUGUUUCAUGCGUUAAUUCACGUGCUGAAGACCUACAUUCGGCUGCACAGGUUAUUAAAGGUAAAAAAAUAGCGGAUGGGGUUGAAUUUUACGUAGCAGCUGCAAGUAGUGAAGUACAAAAGGAUGCCGAAGCCAAUGGUGAUUGGAAAGUAUUAAUUGAUGCUGGAGCAAAGAUAUUACCUGCUGGUUGUGGACCAUGUAUUGGUCUUGGUGUAGGUCUCUUGAAAGAUGGCGAAGUUGGUAUUUCUGCAACCAAUCGAAAUUUCAAGGGUCGGAUGGGUUCGCCGAAUGCGUUAGCUUAUCUUGCAUCACCAGCUGUAGUUGCGGCUUCUGCAGUAGCUGGUAGAAUUGUAAGUCCAGCUUUCCUGUCCACAUCAUCAUACACUUUUCCCGCUCAUCAAACUCCAAUAAUAACUUGCGAUAUUAAUCAGUCUGAACAACCUAUUGAAACAUCAUCAAUUAUUGAACCUACAAUUCCUGGAUUUCCGGGAACAAUUAAGGGAGAAUUGAUAUUUUGUGAUGCGGAUAAUUUAAAUACUGAUGGGAUUUAUCCCGGUAAAUAUACUUAUGUUGAUGAUCUUACACUAGAACAAAUGGCUAAAGUUGUUAUGGAAAAUUAUGAUCCUAAGUUUGCAAAUAUUGUUUCCAAGGGAGACAUUUUAGUUGGUGGAUUCAAUUUUGGUUGUGGAUCAUCAAGGGAACAAGCUGCUACUGCAAUUAAAGCAAGUGGUAUUGCUCUUGUUAUUGCUGGUUCCUUUUCCGAGACAUUUAAAAGAAAUUCCAUAAAUAAUGCUUUACUUUGUCUUGAAGCACCCGAUCUUGUGCGUUUAUUAAAAAACAAAUAUGGCUCAAAAGAGCUGACGACACGCACAAAAUUGAAUACCGAAGUUAAAAUAGCAGAAGGUAAAAUAGUAGUUAAAGGAUUAAAUGAACCAAAAACUGUAUUCAAGGUUGGUAUUUUAGGGAGAAGUGUUCAAGAGUUAUGGGUAGCCAAUGGAUUGGAAAAUUGGGUAAAACAAAGUAUGUAAAAGAAUUAAAAAUGUAACAAUGUUUAACAUUUCUUAUUUAAAUAAAGACUUUUCAAUAAAUGUGUCAAUAAGCAGGACUAGUAGUAGCAGAAACUCCAUCAAUAGGAUUAGCUGCCGUUGUUGGAGUUGUGACUGUGCUGCUAAUUUCCGUUUCAUUCGAAUCUACAGGAAAAGUUAAUUUUUCUUCUUCUGCAGUUUCGACUGUUGUCAAUUGUGCUGCAUUAUUAUUAGUAUUCGAAUUAGAAGGAGACAUGCCUACAAAUCCUCUACGGUCUCUGCGUCUCAUGAAUAAUUUCCAAUUAUUUUUUAAU